Neoarius graeffei (lesser salmon catfish) is the source of this 8401-nucleotide messenger RNA. It is a transcript of the gene l1camb, whose product is annotated as L1 cell adhesion molecule, paralog b. Lineage: Eukaryota; Metazoa; Chordata; Actinopteri; Siluriformes; Ariidae. The coding region runs from base 244 to 4110 and encodes 1288 amino acids. The record is from RefSeq and is a predicted model, not a curated record. Gene Ontology annotation, molecular function: protein binding. Gene Ontology annotation, biological process: cell-cell adhesion. The transcript is spliced from 29 exons.
UCCAUCACUGCAGCAUCACAGCAGAAGGUGUGAACCACCCAUUGGACUGGAGAAGGACAGAGAGACAGAGAGAGAGAAAGAAAGGUGUGUCACUGUAGUGUGAGAGGAAGAGGACAACACGGCUCGACCUCAUCGUUACCUGUAAAGGAGGGUGUGAACCAGACUAAAUCAACUGUGUGUGUGUUCACAAGUGUGUAUACCUAUGUGUGUGUGAGCGUGUGUGUGUCUAUGGGACAGUGAACAAUGUCUCAUGCCCAGUAUCACUCAUCAGCCACAAGAGGGAACUGCAGAGUGGCUCAGCUGCUGUUUCUUCUUCUUUGGUUUGGAGAAACUUUUGGAUCCUUUCUGAUCCCUAAAGAAUAUGACAUUUCUGACUUGAAAGAGCCUCCUCUAAUCAACGAACAGUCAGAGUCGUACACAGCCUUCACCAUCGACGACGUCUCUCUGCGGUGUGAAGCUACUGGCAACCCCAAACCCACUAUUCGAUGGGUGAAAGAUGGCAUACUGUUCAAGGAGGAAAUGAAUGAGUCGGAAAUUCUUACAGCUGACUUCAGUGAAGACCUGAAAUUUUACCACGGGGCAUAUCGCUGCUAUGCGUCAAACGAGCUCGGGACGGCUGAAUCAAGUGUGAUAAAUCUCAUCACUGAGCCCAUUCCAGUCUCAGUGAAAGAGAAGAAAGUGGUGAAGUUUGCCAAGGAGGGUGACAGCGUGGUACUACAAUGUAAUUUUCCAAGCAGCUCAGUGAAUGCUAACAUCCACUGGAUGGACAAGAAAUUGAUGCAUAUUAAACAAAGUGAUCGCAUCACCAUUGGCCUGAAUGGUUAUCUGUACUUCGCCAAUGUGCUGACCAGCAAUACCAGAGAUGAUUACACCUGCUACACCCAGUACAUCGAAGCCAGAACCAUUUUAUCCACAGAGCCUGUCUCUCUCAUUGUUAAUGCCUCCAAUGAAGUGGUGAACAGACCACCUGGUCUCCACCAACCUAAGGGCACACACAGCCACUAUUUUGCCCUCCGUGGCAAGACUCUCACCCUGGAGUGUAUUCCUUUUGGCCUACCGACUCCCUCGGUCACAUGGGAAAGGAAGGAUGCUCCACUUUCCUCCAGCCAAACCACUAAGGAUCGUUUCGACCGGUGGCUGGUGUUCGAUUCCAUCUUGGAGACUGAUGAUGGAGAAUAUGCCUGCACAGCCUCUAAUAUAAUGGGAAACGUAACACACUCCUACACGGUUAUCGUAGAGGCCGCUCCUUAUUGGAGGAAGAAGCCUCAGAGUGCCAUGUACUUCCCAGGAGAGACAGUCAGACUGGACUGUCAGGCUGAUGGCAUUCCUACACCAUACAUGGCAUGGAAAAUUAAUGGAGUGCCCAUCUCUGACACGAGUCUUGAGCCGAGGCGCACUGUAAAAGGUGGGACUUUAAUCCUGACUGACGUUCAGUUGGCUGACACGGCUGUCUAUCAGUGUGAGGCCUCCAAUAAACACGGCACCGCCCUCCUUAACACCUACAUCCAUGUCGUUGAGCUGCCCCCUCAGAUUCUGACUGUUGAUGCUCAGCGGUAUUGGUUCACUGAGGGAUCCACAGCGUCUCUCCACUGCCAUUCUUUCGGUUUUCCUCGACCCCAGAUCAGCUGGGCGAGAGAGGAGCACGAUCUGGUUCUGUCCAACCCGAGGAUGUCCCAGAUGAUCAGCGGCAUGUUACUCAUCACCAACGUGAGCCAUGAGGACGCAGGAAUAUACACGUGUUCAAUCAAAGAGACCAACAUAUCCAUUACUGCAUUGCUGGUGGUAGUGAACAAGACUCGGAUUGUGUCCCCUCUUCAGAAUCUCCAGGUUUUAAGAGGAAAGUCAUUGGUUUGGCCGUGCAGGUACGAGGUGGAUGCCAAUCUAUAUAAUGCCUCCAUCCAAUGGAAGAAAGACAGCAGUAUCAUCACACAAUCCUCUCCAGAUCACAGCAGGUACACAGUUUUUGAAAAUGGAUCACUGAAGAUCACUGACAUCCACGCUGAAGAUUCUGGACGUUACACAUGUAAUGUCAGCACCAGCUUGGACUCCGAUAUGUCGACUGGAUCACUGACUGUGAUUGAUAAACCUGAGCCUCCACACUCCCUGAAGCUGGAUGAGAAGGCCAGUCGCAGCGUCACUUUGUCCUGGAUCCCCGGAUCUGACAACAACAGCCCUCUGUCUGAGUUUGUGAUCGAGAUUCAAGAAGAUUUGCACUCUGAAACAGCGAGCUGGAAGGAGCUGAAGCAUGUUCCUGCUGAAAUCCACCACCUGGAGAUUUAUCUCAUUCCUUUCUGCACGUACCACUUCAAAGUGGCGGCGAUAAAUGAGAUCGGCGAGAGUGAUUUCAGCCAGUCAUCCGAGUCGUACACCACACCUCCUGCAAAACCGGACAUGACCCCAGGGAACAUCAGGAGUGAAUCUACUAAUCCAGACAGCAUGAUCAUCACAUGGGAGGAGCUGGAGCCGAGACACUUCAACGGUCCGGAGUUUGAGUAUAAAGUGUUUUGGCGUGACGCAGCUGGCCCUGAGGAGCCCUGGAAGUUUGCUUUUGUUUCUCAUCCUCCGUUUAUAGUCAAUAAUACGGGGACCUUCAUGCCCUUCGAGAUCAAAGUGCAAGCGGUGAACAACAUCGGUGACGGACCAAGUCCACAGGCUGCCAUCGGCUACUCAGGAGAAGACCGGCCCCUGGAGGCUCCAACUCAAAUACAAGUGACUCCGCUUAACGCUACAGCCAUGUCAGUGAGGUGGGAACCAGUCAAGAGAGAGACUGUGCGUGGACAUCUUCUUGGCUACAUGAUCUACCUGAGGAGGCUGGGUCUUGUGGGUUCCAGAAGAGCCCAUUUACCCAGCGGGAAAGAGAAGCGAGAGCUAGCUACAGUGAGAGAGAUGGUGCGAGACGACGAGAUAGUGAUGGAGAACGAGGAGGAAACACGAGUGAUCAGGGUUGAGGGAAAAGAGGAUGCGAUCGUGAGUGGUCUGGACUUCUACUCCCAUUAUGAGCUGUCAAUCACAGCCUUCAACAGUAUAGGGGAGGGGCCUUGGUCUAGUCCCAUCUACUUCAACACAUCUGAGGGAGCUCCUGGCCGUCCUUCAAACUUGAGAUUUGAGAGUCCUUCAGAGACCGAACUGACACUCUUCUGGAAAAAACCCCAGAAGACUAACGGGAUCCUGAGAGGAUAUGUCAUAACGUACCAAAAGUUUGUGGAGAACGGUCUCAACACACUACAGCCGGUGAAGCUCAACGAUCCGACAGCGAUGCAGUACAAAGUGGAAGAACUGGACUCGAAAAAUUACUACAGUUUCUCCCUGAGAGCUUUUACUGAUGCUGGAGAAGGAGAACCCAUCCACAUUAAUGCCACCACCUUUUUCGAUGGAGUUCCACCGUCUUCUGUAACUGUGAUCGCUGAAGAAACAUCUAUGAAUCUGAGCUGGGUUCCUGGAGAACGACAGCGAAACAUCGCAUUUAUGAUUCGUUACCAAAAGGAGACCGGUGAGUGGAAGGAGUCAGAGCCAGUGAAUUCGACGCAGGCCUUUUAUCAGCUGCAGGGACUGAAAGCAGGCACACGAUACCGCCUCGAAAUUCGUCACAACAACGUCACGUACUGGACACAAGACACGGGGACGACAGGACCAGGUGUAAAAGAGGUGCAGACCAACUUUGCAACUCAGGGCUGGUUCAUCGGCCUCAUCAGCGCCGUGGUGCUGCUGCUGCUCCUCCUGCUCAUCCUCUGCUUCAUCAAAAAGAGCAAAGGGGGAAAAUAUUCAGUGAAGGAUAAAGAGGAAGGACAGAUGGAUUCUGAUGCGAAACCAAUGAAAGAUGAAGCAUUUGGAGAGUACAGGUCCCUCGAGAGCAGCGACAACGAUGAGAAGCGUUCGUACAGCCAGCGCUCACUGUGUCCCGACCUGAAGCGCAACAGUGAGGACAGUCUGGGGGAAUACGGAGACAGCGUGGACAUCCAGUUCAACGAGGACGGCUCGUUCAUCGGGCAGUACAGCGGCCGCAGAGACACGCAACCGUACGCGCACGGAGAGCACGAGAGCUCAGGGGUCCCGUCCCCAAACAACCCCAACAUGCACCCUCCACCCAGCAUCAGCUUCGGGGGGAACUGAGACACGACCAGACGACUCGGCUCUAUCAGGAGACAGAGAGACUGAGAUGGAGAGAUCAACCUGACCUAGUCCUGGCAUUCGUUCAUAAGUAAACAAAGAGCAUUUAUUCACUGAUGAGCAACUUUUUUUUUUUUUUUAAUUAAAAGACACAAAAAUAUUCCAUCACUGCCGAUGACUAACAGUUUUUAGAGCACAUUCACCAGUCUAAAGGCCUGGAUAGACAUUUUCUUUUUGUCGUCUCAGUGACGUCACUGAAGAGGGCAACGCAAAAUGGCUGCCCCGUGCUUUCAGUUCACGACUCUCAUCUUCACCGUAUUGACCAUCAAACCGCCAUGGCUUCAAAUAACUCCGCCCCCUUUCUGCUAUGUAGUAUUUCAUAUCUCACUUGUUCAUAAGUGUCACGCUUCACCACGUACUGUACAUGAGAGACACUCGGUUCCUGAUUCAUGAAAGAUUUGCAUAUAAACAUGAUGAUAACACCUGAAGUGAAAAGAUUUACCCGACUCGUAGACGAGGAACGCAUCUCUGAUAUGAGAAAAAUCUUUUAUUUAUUUUUCAUAUUUACUUCAGUGAGUAAGCAGUUUGGUGCGUCUCCAUCCUGUGUGUGUAACAGAGACCUUUUGCAGCAGCAUUCACCAGUUUUGAAAAACAGUCUAACUGCCUUUAAUACUCGAGGUUUAGUUUAGUUUAAAACUAUUACAACUUUAAACAUCUGAAUUCAUUGCGGAUAAUUUACCAAACGUGCAAAUUAGCACUUGCUAUUUGUGGGAUUAGUAAGUCAGGGCUAUCCACUAAAUAGCCUCUAACUCAGGACAAGUGGAACCACAACUAGGAAACAAGGGGGAAAAAACAUAAGUGUUUGAGUUUGACCAAUAAAUAGGGAAUAAAAUUUUGACUCACACUCUAUGUAAUGCCUUACACUCACCGAAAACACAAUGCGCCGAUAUAAAAUUUGCUUAUAUACGUAGUUCAUUAGCUAACAUGCUCUAGCUGAGUACUGCCGGUGACCUCCCAAAGGACAACGUUGUGGAAAACGUAGGUGGUGAUCAUUUGCGAUGCUACGGAAGCGUGUUGCUGCCACACCAGAAAAAAAGAAAGGAAAAUAAAUAAAUCAGUAUCACGUAAUAAUGUGAAAAGUAUAUUUUAACACUAUACUUUCACAUUAUUAUGUAAAACUUUUCACGCUAUAACGUGAUAACUUUAAACUCAGACUCAAACAUGACUUUCACAUUUUAACAAUAUAAAUGAUCACGUUAUAAUGUGAUACCAAAUUCUCAUUAUAAUAUGAAAUGUUUUGCAUAAUAACGUGAAAAUAGAUUGUUAAACUUUUCACAUUAUUACGUGAUACUGAUUUUUUUCCUUUUUUCUGAUUGUGGCAGCAACACGCUUGUGUACGAUGCGACUGUGUAUAUCCUGUGAGUAAAUUUAAUGUGCACCAGGGAAAUCACUUCAAGCAUGUUUACACUUACUAUCGAUGGUUAGCACAUUCUUAUUUUAAAAGAUGCUCCUCCCCCUUUUUCUACAGUGUGACGUCAGUGUUACGCAAUUCUGAUUUUAUUCGCGUUUGGCGAUUACAAGGCUUGCAAGAUUAAACGGAGAAUGUGUGUAAAUACACCGGGCGGUACGGUGGUGUAGUGGUUAGCGCUGUCGCCUCAUACCAAGAAGGUCCGGGUUCGAGCCCUGUGGCCGGCGAGGGCCUUUCUGUGUGGAGUUUGCAUGUUCUCCCCGUGUCCACGUGGGUUUCCUCCGGGUGCUCCGGUUUCCCCCACAGUCCAAAGACAUGCAGUUAGGUUAACGUGGGGCGGCCUUGGGCUGAGGUGCCCUUGAGCGAGGUACCGAACCCCUGACUGUUCCCCGGGUGCUCUGGUGUGGCUGCCCACUGCUCUGAGUGUGUGUUCACUGCUUCAGAUGGGUUAAAUGCAGAGGAUGAAUUUCACUGUGCUUGAAGUGUGCAUGUGACGAAUAAAGGUUUCUUCUUCUUAAUGAAGGGGCGUGGUCAGGGUGGGGCUGUGGCAUGAGUGAGGGAGUGAAACCAGAAACCCGGAGGCUUGUGCAACACACACGACUGAAUUAAAUAAUUCUUCAAAACACAAAUAAAAGGCAGGUGAUGUGGGAUUUUGUUAGACGAGUCUUUCCAGGCCUUCAGAAAAGACACGAUGACUAUAACAUUCCAGGUUAGUGUUUACAAAUGCUGUCUUUCUUUUCUCCAGGUUUACAGAUCUUUCACUUCACAUCUCCUCUAACAUUUCUCAUCAGUCCCCAUCAACUCCCUGUAAAUCCUCAGUAAAGAAUUCAACGUAUGCAAAAUUUGUGUGUCGUAAUAAUUUCAGACUAAUAAUCCAGACAAAAUUACAAAUGACAAAAUGGUUUUGUUUUUUGGGAUUUUUUUUCCCCCAAAAUGGCUAACAUUAGCAUUAUAUUAGCAUGCUGAUACAGAGUGUAUUACUGAAAUAACACACACACGUCCACGUGCUCGUAGGGAAAGUUAUGAAAAGAAUUAACAUUAUUCAUGCACAGAUUAAUGAAUAAUCCAUCAUUUCCCAGAAUUCAGCAUCAGGGAGUGAAAAGGAACGGGAGUAGUAAUGAUGUCUUACUUGUCUUUGAGACUUGAAAAAAGAUAUUCUGUAUAUUUACGUUUUCUUUAGUGUUGUAGUAAAAUUGUGUUCGUCUUUCAUAAGCAGAUAUGUUUAUUUUACAUUUUUUUAAGAAAUACAUUAAGUUCUUACAAACAUUUUUUUAAUAUAUACAUUAAUGGAUUUUUUUUUUAGUCAUGAGUGUGUUAAAUCCAGCAUUCUAUAAAACCCAUACUGUACCACAGCAGCAUAAGUACCUUAUAAGGGAUUUAGAAAAAUAUAUAUACACAUUUACUUUUUUUUUUUUUUUUUUGGAUCACUCUUCCAUAAGCAGAUAUGUAUUAAUUUGCACAAUAUUUUAUUUCUUUUUCUGUAAAAAAAAAAAAAAAAUUGCUGUACAUCUUUUCCCUUCAUCACAAUUUUCUGUACAUUAUUAUUAUUAGUUAAUGGUCAUGUUUAUGUUCAUUAUAGCUUUAUAAUAAUAAUAAUAAUAAUAAUAAUAAUGCCAUACUGUACCAUAGCAGCAUAUGUAUCUUCUAUGCCUCCAUGUACGGUGUGUACUCGUCUGCCACGUUUAUUCUUCUUCAGUCUUAUUUUUGAGCCAUUCAGGAAUCGUGUAUCUGUGUAUCAUUACCGCUGUAGCGUCAUCUGCAGGGUGUUCAGUCGUGUACGUGUUGCUACUUGCUAUAAGGUAAAAACUCCACAGACAAAUUCUGUGCUAUAAAAAAACAUUGCUGUGAAUCAAAACUAAACUUGAUUAGCCGCACAUGCUAACCGCAUGAAUCUCGCCGCAGAUAUGGCGACUCUGUGUGUGUAAGGUCGUGCCUGUUUAUUCCCCUUUUAAUGCUGAAAUUUCAAUAUGAUGCCUUACAGAGCUAUGGCUCUUUUUGUCCUCUUUUUCUAUUUCCAUCUGUCUUUUUUAAGUCUCUGUCCAUCUGAGAUAACGCCAAGCGUGAGUCACUAAGAGAUGUGGUUGAGCUCAGUAUGUGUCGAGAAUCAGUUGUGCGAGAUAUCGUCAUGUGGUUAAUGUAGACACUUUUUUUUUUAAUCAAUCAUCACUAUUCAGGAGUUCCAUCUGGGAGAAAAUGCUGACACAAGUAGCAUUAAAAAAAAAAAGUCAGUUAAUCAAUCGCAUUCUGUUUUCUACUCAAAUAGCUUUUCAUUUUAAACCAGAUAAAAUGCUAAAACAUGGAUUAGCUAACUGCUAGCUAUCACAGAGAUAUAAACGUAAAGGACAUGUUCCGUGAAAGUGUGGACAACAUGGCGGACAGAAUUGUUCCAGACUGAAGAAUGUUUACACGCAGUUCUGAGAGCUAUAAGAACCUUAAGAGAAAUAUUACAAACAGUUUUAUUUGCUGUUUUUAUUACAGUGGUUAUGUUUUGCUAAAUAACCUGCAAUAGCUGAAGAGCAGCAUACUGAACUUGCUGGGUAGCAUUCGUUAGGUGGGUAGCGAGUUAUUUAAUCAAAAGUUGACAGACUUGUCAAUUCAUACGAAUCAUGUUUAUGCUUCCAUUUAGCCAUCAAACAUGCAUAAGCGGUUGGGAAGUUUGUGGAACUUGCUAGCUAGGUGUUAUUAGCUGGGUAGCUAGUUAUUGAAGCAAAACUUUAACACCAAAAGUCAUGUAAGUCAAAUCACUGAUUCAUUUUAUACAUGAAUGAUCGAUCGUGAAAGAGAGUUACUUUUAGCUAGCUAAUGUAACUCCGUUUGACAGAACUU